This is a messenger RNA of Penicillium crustosum, 375 nucleotides long. RefSeq lists its product as uncharacterized. The record is from RefSeq and is a predicted model, not a curated record. Lineage: Eukaryota; Fungi; Ascomycota; Eurotiomycetes; Eurotiales; Aspergillaceae. The transcript has 2 exons. The coding region runs from base 1 to 375 and encodes 124 amino acids.
AUGGAAGGGAACCGUUAUGGGUUCUUCGCUGUCCAGAUUUGGGUGGAGCAGUUCUGGACGAACACUGAUGACAGGCUUGGAAUCGAUGCAGAUGACGAGUCGACCGCUUUCACGCUGAGCUAUGGCCUUGUGAUGGCCGUUGCAGCGGCGUUUCGCCACCUAGUCGCGAGCUUCGAUAAUUUUGUCAAGUCGCACCGACGUGCCCACUCCCUUACCGGAACGUACGUGCCCCAGGCGACCCUCGAUGUCUAUGCACAAUGGGUUUCCACUUGCGCUUCGUUGGUGGUCCAACCUGCUGCCUUGCCAUCUUCGGCCCACGACUGGGAGAAAUUGGCAAACGAGGUUAGAUCUCGCGAGCCCAGGUGCAGGUUGUAA